GUGACGUUACCUCUUGAAGACGUGACGUUAUACACUCUGGUUUACUCCGUCAACACUUUGUAGGUUUGACAUCAUAUCAAGAAAAAUGAACUCCAUCAUUUUAGUGCUUUUAAUACUUUGUUUAAAAGACAAUAUUUUUAAUGCUCAGCAGCCAGCGACGGACCGAUCUACUAUCCAGCAAACAAGUCCCUACCAUUCCAACGCAUCAACCACAUCAAGAAUAUCUCAACCAAAAAGAUAUUCAACAACACAGCCCGCACCCGAACGCCUCAAUGUAUUUGCAGUUGUACUCAUGUCAGUUUUAGGCCCGUUUUAUAUAUUAUGUUGCUUCUUCGUUGUAUGCUGUGGAGAAAGUGUUAAAAAGCUUAAAAGAAGGGUUGAACGUAGAAUUGAAAAUCGGAGGGUUGAACGUAGAAUUGAAAAUCGGAGGAAAAUAUUCAUCCUUCAGUCAAUCAUACGGCAGCUGCAAACAUCCCCACCUGCACCGUCCCUUGAAAGUGUCUUUAGAUCUGUAAUCGAAACACCUGGAGACAACACAUUGAGAUUGGUAUUCGCAGGCAUGUACUUUCAGGCUUUUCUUCAACAUCAACGUCCUCGUGUUGACAGAAAAAUGAGAAAAUUAUUUGAGACUAUUUGCACUGAGAUUAUUUCUCAAUCUGCAGGCAGUAUGCCCCCAUACACAGCACUUUCAGACGACAUUGCAAAAUAUCUCUGUGAGCCUCAAUCUUCCCCUGAGCCCGCAGUUAAUGAUCCGGCUGCCUACCUUAGUAGUUUAUUCCGUCGGCGUCAAUCUUACACUGAUACUGCAGCUAAUGCCUCGCCCCAACACUUACCACUAACAGCCAUUGUUGCAAAACAUCUCCGUCUGAUUCAAUCUAACCAUGAACCUACAGCUAAUGUGCGACCCCCAUACUCAACACUUACAGCCAACACUUCCCCUGAAACUGCAGCUAAUGAGCCGCCGCCAUACUCAAGACUUACAGCCAACACUUCCCCUGAAUCUGCAGCUAAUGAGCCGCCGCCGCCAUACUCAAAACUUACAGCCAACACUUCCCCUGAACCUGCAGCUAUUGAGCCGCCCCCAUUUACAACAAUUACAGCCAACACUAUAACUAACGAAUGUGUGUCGUCUACACCGCCUUCUGAAACUGCAGUUAAUGAACCAUCUGCAUCAAAUUCCGAUACAGGGACGGAUGAAGUUUUCGUGGUUUUGAUGUAAAACUACUUCAACUUAUACCAGGAAGUAUCUUGUGAUUAUUUGAACGAGGACGUAAACAUUACUUUAGCACCAACAGUGGCGUAGCGAAGGAGAGGGGGCGGGGGGUGCGGAGCGCAUCGGGUGACACCAUUUAGGGAUUUAGGGGGGUGACACCAAGGCAAAAAAUAGCAAAAUAUAUAGAGAAAAAUGAUAAUUCCGCUUAAGUGAUUAAUUCGAGUGUUAAAAAGUCUUUUAAGAGCAAAUUUGACAAAU
Messenger RNA from Physella acuta, 1471 nucleotides. RefSeq lists its product as uncharacterized. The record is from RefSeq and is a predicted model, not a curated record. Lineage: Eukaryota; Metazoa; Mollusca; Gastropoda; Physidae.